Messenger RNA from Cladocopium goreaui, 1305 nucleotides. The record is from the annotation of a GenBank genome assembly. NCBI's taxonomy places the organism in Eukaryota, Dinophyceae, Suessiales, Symbiodiniaceae.
AUGGCGCAGAAGGGAGAGGGUGCGGUUGGUCCUUCUAGCCGCAUUGGCUUGGUAGGCCAGACCAUUGCUUUGGAGAACCGCAGUAGCCGUGCCAGCUCAGUAUUAACACCAUCCUUGGCACGGAUUGCUGACAAGGAUGUUGAGGUGGAGCUGCGUGGCCUUUCACAACCCCUUUUCAAGGUGGGUGGAAAGCUGGGCAAUAUUGUCACCAGCAGCUCUCUAAGUCAAAUCCACCGCGGAUGGCGCAUCAUUGCUGUGAACGGUCAGCGCUUGGCAGCUGAAGAAGUUUCCAAGGCCCUGGCUGCUGCACAAAAGAUGGCAAAGUACACGGUGACAUUCGGCUUGGAGGAUGAGGCAAAGAGCGAUCUUCCAAACGGUGACCGUUUAGACAAGGAACGCAAAGAACGGGAGCGUUUUGACAACGAACGUUUGGAAAAGGCACGGCUUGAGAAGGAAAGAUCGGAGAAGGAACGGUUGGAGAAGGAACGCUUGGAGAAGGAACGGUUGGAGAAGGAGCGUUUGGAGAAGGAACGGCGGGACGAACAGGAAAAAGAGAGGCUAGCGAAAGCCCGAGACAAAGAACGCAAACAAGAGGCUGAGAAAAGAGCAGCUCGUGAAGUUGCCGAAAAGAGCUUGGAGCAAUCCACCGGCCUACCGCCCAGAGAAACAGUUCAAGAACCGCAGCGUGCUUUGUUGGCAGCCUUGGCACCUGUGACCAGGUCACCUACCCCAGAGGCUAAGCCUAAAGGGCCAUGUGACAAAUGUGAUGGACCACAUGCUACAGAUGAUUGUCCCCAUUUCAAAAAGCCUCGAGAUGAUCACAAGGAUGCAUAUGAAAACUACCAGAAGACGCAGAAGACAGGUUCAGAAAAGAUUGAGGAGGUGAAACUGAGUUCUGCAUCUUGCCGCGUUCUGCCACAGCCGGGAGAUGGCUCGUGCUUGUUCCAUUCCAUGAAUCAUGGCUUGAAAGGUUCAGGAGCAUCAGCUUUGAGGGCAGAGAUUGCUGACUACAUUGCAGCACAUCCUUCCGAAGAAGUGGCAGGAAAUCCAGUGUCCGACUGGGUGCUAUGGGAUUCUGGCGAGGAUCCUGCAUCUUAUGCGCGCUCCAUGAGAGCGGGGUCUCGAUGGGGUGGCGCAAUGGAAAUCGCGCUGUGCGCAAAACUGCGCCAUGCGUUUAUUGAGAUCUUCGAACGAAGACCUGACCAUUUUGUCAGAAUUGCCUCCUUCGGGGAUAGCCGGGCGGCAAACCGAAUACGACUCCUUUAUGGAGGUCGCAUUCACUAUGACGCAAUCGAGACUAGAUGA